AUGAUUUUCCCUGAAUGUCAGAAAUCCCAUAGCACUAAGGCCAAACUUCACAGCACUCAGGCAUCUCAGAAAAUAAGGAAAUCCCACGUAUGUGGUGACUGUGGGAAAAGCUUCACCAGGCAGUCUUCUCUUACUGAACAUCAGCGAACUCACACUGGGGAGAAACCCUUUGUGUGCAGGGAGUGUGGGAAAGGCUUCACCAAGAAAAGUAACCUCACUCUUCACCAGCAAACUCACACUGGGGAGAAACCGUACGUGUGCAGGGAGUGUGGGAAAAGGUUUGUUACAAAGAGCAACCUCACUGUCCAUCAGCAAACUCACACUGGAGAGAAACCGUAUGUGUGCAGUGAGUGUGGGAAAGGUUUCAGGCAGAAGGGAGAUUUGAUUAUUCAUAAGCGCACUCAUACUGGAGAGAAACCGUAUAAAUGCAGUGAAUGUGGUAAAGAUUUCAUUCGGAAGUCCAUACUCACCAUCCAUCAGCGCAUUCACACUGGAGAGAAACCUUAUAUAUGCAGGGAAUGUGGGAAAGGCUUCAUCAAAAUGCACGGCCUUACGCUCCAUCAGAGGACACACAUGAGAGAGAAACCUUAUCAGUGUGGUGAAUGUGGGAAAGGAUUCAUCCAGAAAGCAAAGCUCACUAUCCACCAGCAAACACAUGCUGGAGAGAAGCCCCAUACAUGCUCUAAGUGUGGAAAAGGUUUCAGUCAGAAGGGAAAUCUCACUUCUCAUGAGCACACUCACAGUGAAGAGAAACGUUAUAUUGGCAGUGAAUUUGGUAUGGAUUUCAGCCAAGACGUUAUUCCUGAUGCCACAUAA
Molecule: messenger RNA, 816 nt
Organism: Elephantulus edwardii (Cape elephant shrew)
Lineage: Eukaryota; Metazoa; Chordata; Mammalia; Macroscelidea; Macroscelididae
Product: histone-lysine N-methyltransferase PRDM9-like
Exons: 2
Coding region: 1-816 (271 amino acids)
Biological process (GO): negative regulation of transcription by RNA polymerase II
Molecular function (GO): DNA-binding transcription repressor activity, RNA polymerase II-specific
Source: RefSeq, a predicted model, not a curated record